Rhopilema esculentum is the source of this 3972-nucleotide messenger RNA. The record is from RefSeq and is a predicted model, not a curated record. Lineage: Eukaryota; Metazoa; Cnidaria; Scyphozoa; Rhizostomeae; Rhizostomatidae.
AUGGACGAGAAGAUAAGAGAUGUGGUCGAGUUGGAGUUGAAAGGAGUUGAAAGUGGAGGGAAAGUGAAAAUACAGGCCUUUGUUGUUAAUGAAGUUUCAGAAAUACGCAAUGAGCAUGUUGAAAUAUUGAAGUAUGAUUAUAAGCAUCUUACUAACUUGUGGUUUUCAGAUGUUUGUAGGCACGAAGAUUCCCUUAUUAUAGACAUUUUAGUUGGAAGCGAUUGGCUUUGGACGCUUCAAGAUGGUCGUAUAAUACGAGGGGAGCCAGGAGAGCCUGUUGCCAUUCAUACUAAGAUUGGAUGGGUUGUGUCAGGGCCAAUAAAGGGUAAGUUAACUGAUUUGGCAGAAUCUUGUUCUUCAAAUUUGGUUGUAAAUGGUAAUGGUAUAACAGUUAAUUUGAUGCACCAGAAUAAGGAACAGGAAUUAGAACAAGACAUUAAAAAACUGUGGGAUCUUGAGACUUUAGGAAUUAAAAGGCAAGAUAAGGUGCAUGAAGAAUUUUUGGAUAAUAUAGAGUUUAAAGGAGAUAGAUACUCAGUUUGUUUGCCUUGGAAAAUGGGGCACAAGCCCCUUUCUACUAAUUAUACUCUUAGUCUCAACAGAUUGAAGGGGCAGUUGAAAAAGCUCAAGGAGAAGCCUGCAAUAAUGGAAACUUAUGAUGGGAUUAUAAAGCAACAAGAAAGGGAUAGAAUCAUUGAAGAGGUUACAAGUCUUGAGCCAAGUGAGAAGCUUAGUUAUCUGCCACACCAUGCCGUUGUACGAAAUGAUGCAGAAACAACAAAGGUAAGAAUAGUAUAUGAUGCCUCUGCAAAAGAUAGGAAGUCAGGUACCUCUCUAAAUGAGUGUUUACAUGUUGGACCACCAUUAAAUCCACUUUUGUUUGAUAUCAUGAUAAGAUUCAGAGAAAAUAAGAUUGCAAUAACAUCUGAUAUCGAAAAGGCAUUUUUGAAUAUUGAAGUGGAUAAAAAGGAUAGAGAUUGCUUGAGGUUCUUAUGGGUUGAUAGUUCUUGUGAUAGUGAACCAAACAUUAAAGUUUACCGCUUUAAUCGUGUUGUUUUCGGAGUAAAUAGUUCUCCUUUUUUGUUGAAUGCUGUUGUAAGACAUCAUUUAAGCACUUAUGAAACAGCUGAUCCAGAGUUCUCAGCAAAAUUGUCUAGAAGUUUCUAUGUAGAUGACCUAGUGUUAGGAUGUUAUGAUGUAGAAAGUGGUAAAGAACUCUAUAAUAAGGCAAAGAAAAGAAUGUUAGAGGCAGGAUUUAACUUAAGGAAAUGGAAGAGUAAUGAUCCACAACUUGCUCAAUAUUUUAAGGUUAUGGAAGAAACUGGGAAACAUCCUGCAGAUGGAGGGGGUGAAUGUAGCUAUGUAAAGGAAAUGCUAGGGGAAGAAAUUUCAGACACUAAGAGUAAAGUUUUGGGAAUAACAUGGGAUAUGUUGAAGGAUAAUUUGGAAUUUGAGUUGACAAAAAUAGAGAGCAGUGUUCCAAAUUCACCUGUUACUAAGAGAACCAUCUUAAGCAUGAUUUCCAAACUUUUUGACCCUUUAGGACUUGUGAGUCCAAUUAUUGUAAGUGCAAAGGUUUUGUUUCAGGAAUUAUGCACCUUGAAGUUAGGAUGGGAUGAUGAAGUACCAGUAGAAAUGCUCAAUAAAUGGAAUAAAUUUGUAUGUGAUUUAAGUUCAGUGGGUGUUAUUUCCUUACCAAGAUGUCUAUAUGAAAAAAGUACAGAUAAGGUAAAUAAGUGUUAUUUACAUGGGUUUGCAGAUGCCAGUAAGAAGGCUUACUGUGCAAUGGUUUAUUUAGUAUGCGAGACUGAUACUGGAAUGCAUUCAAGAUUGAUUUGUGCUAAGACAAGGGUUGCUCCGCUUAAGGAAUUAAGCAUUCCAAGGUUAGAACUUAUGUCAGGUCGUAUUUUAUCUACACUUAUGGAGACUGUGUAUAAUGCGUUAAGCCCACAAAUUAGAAUAGACGGUUGUAGGUACUGGUUAGACAGUAAGACAGCAUUAUACUGGAUAAAUAAUCAAGGUGAAUGGAGGCAAUUUGUACAACAUAGGGUCAAUGAGAUUCUGAAAAUUUCUAAAAAGGAAGACUGGGGACAUUGUAUUGGAGUUUGUAAUCCAGCAGAUUUGGGUUCUAGGGGAGUCUCUGCAACAAUUUUAAGAGAUAGCAGACUUUGGUGGGAAGGUCCUCAUUGGUUGUCCAUGGGGAAGGAAUAUUGGCCUAAAAGUUUCACUCUUGAGGAUUCACCAGAGAUUAUGGAGGAAAAAAGGAAAACUGUAAAUGUUACAGCAGUAAUAGAACAAAACAGACUAAGUGUGACUGAAAUAAUAGAGGUGGAUAAAUUUAGCUCUUUGAAGAAAUUAUUGAGGGUUACAGCAAGAGUGAUCCGUUUCGUCACUAACUUAAGGUCUGCAAGGGAAGGUAAGAUAUUGAAAUUAGGGGAAUUAGACUCGGAGGAAGUUUCAAGGGCAGAAAGGAUUUGGAUUAAGGGCUCACAAAUUGACCUUAAGAAACAACCAGGGUAUAAUGAGAUUGCAUUGAAAUUGGGACUUUUCGAAGAAGAUAGCAUUUUAAAGUGCAAGGGUCGCUUGGAAAACUCAGAUUUAGCACUAGAAACUAAGUUUCCGAUUAUUCUACCGAAUAAUAAUUGGUUUACGCGUUUGGUUAUUGAGGAUUGCCAUGAAAGGGUAAUGCAUGAAGGUCUGAACGCAACGCUCACGGAAUAUAGGUCUAGAUUUUGGACAACUAAAGGAAGGCAGUAUGUAAAAAAGAUAUUGAGGGAUUGCAGAAAGUGCAAAAAGGUACAAGGUAAAUCGUACGGUGUACCAUCAGUCGCACCUUUACCUGAAUUUCGUGUUAAGGAAGUACCACCAUUUACCUACAUAGGUAUAGAUUUUGCUGGACCAUUGUUUUAUAAAAGCAAAAUAGGUAAGAUGGAAAAAUGCUAUAUUGCACUUUACACCUGUGCUACAUCAAGGGCAAUACAUCUUGGCCUCGUUGAAGAUAUGUCAGGACCGACCUUUAUAAGGAGUCUUAGGCGUUUUACAUCUCGUCGUGGUACGCCUUCGUUGAUUAAUUCAGACAACGCUAAAACUUUCAAGUUCACCAAUAAGUUUCUAGAUAAGCUGGGAAAUAGUCGUGAAGUUUCAUCAUAUUUGGUUGAAAAGAAAAUAACAUGGCGUUUCAACUUGAAAAGAAGUCCCUGGUGGGGAGGUUAUUUUGAGAAAUUGGUCGGAAGUGUAAAGAGGUGUUUAAGAAAGGUGCUUGGAAAUGCCAAGCUAACAUUUGAUGAGUUGUAUACCGUGCUGUUAGAAGUUGAGGCGACACUUAAUUCGCGCCCCUUAACGUAUAUUUAUGACGAAGUUGAAGUUUACCCACUUACUCCGUUUCAUCUUAUGUACGGUCAUAGAUUGUCGCAAUUAGCUGAUGAUUUAGAUAUCAACGAUUUAGAUCUAGAGGAGAGUUCAUCAGCAUACUCUAAGCGAUUUUGCUAUUUAAUUAAAAAAUUAAGUCACUUUGCAGGACGCUGGAGAAGGGAAUAUUUAACAGAACUCAGGGAAUUUCAUAGAAAUAACAGGAAUGGAGAAAUAAUUGUGUCCGUCGGGGAUAUAGUAUUGGUGCAAGAGGAACACGUCAAAAGAAAUUCAUGGAAAAUGGGAAAAAUCGUGGAACUUGUGCAAGGGAAAGACGGUGUUGUUCGGGGUGCAAAGGUAAAAGUAUGUGGUAGUGGUAAGUCAGAAAUUUUAUCUCGACCUUUGCAAAAACUUUUUCCUUUUGAACUUGCAAGAAUGAACGAAAUCGCAGGAAAAAGUACGGACAUCGAGAGGAAAGAGAACGAAGUACGGGAACAGAAUGCUUGUGAAUUUUCACCUAUUGUAAUUUGUCCUAAUCGCGUCGUAGAACCCCAGCGUAGGAAAUCUAAACGCGCAGCAGGUCAGGAUUCGCAGUGGAAAACCCGUUUGAUGCUUGACUCUUAA